AAGCCACUAGUGGUGGACCUGGCAAAGACGGAAAGGAGGGAAAGAUAGACAGAAGAGAUAGACAGGAGCCAGAGAGACGGAUACGAGACGCGGAGACAUCCCCGAAAGAGAGCAUUUGACCUCGGCUGACCGUCCGUUACGUCGCGAAACGUCAUAUCGUUGAGGUUUGACAGCAGCAGAAUAACUGAAGAGGAUACUGUGACUGGCCUUUCUUAACGGAACACAUAGCUUAUUUCACAACCGUGGGCAGCAACGUAAACACACUGCAAUUAGGUGCAGAACGAGUACGGCUCUCCCCUUCAGCCGGGCUGUCGAGUUGACUUUCAGUGAGAUGUGUGACCCCAGACAGCACCAGUGAGUCCUUUCCAGCCACAUCAUAUCACAACGAGCCUGACAGGAACAGCGAGUAAUGGAGAAUAAUAAUAUUCAAGUGAUCUCGUCAUCCUGGGCCUUGUGGAUUCCUUUAUCUAAAGGAAUACCCGUAUUGAUUACUGCUUUCUAACAAAGCCCACUUAUUACAGUGAGGUGUUGGAAAGGCCUUGAUCACAGCUAUGUCAACACUGCAGCAAGAUAUUUCAAGUCAAGAAGGACUACAGUAGAAGACUGACCGGGAGUUAAUCAGCUGUUACAUUUAGUACUUCAGAUUUGACUAUGUAUUUUUGAUUCACUUGCUUUAUAAAUUUGAUCCAGACACUCUUUCGUCUCUACAGUAUACAUACCAUAUUCUCUUAUCAUGUACGGUAGCUCCCGUUCCGUCUCAAAGCUGGAUGUUGUUGGAUCUAAUGGGAACGGGUCAGUGUCUGGGAGUCCUGGGCGCUCCCCACGCCUCCCUCGCUCCCCACGCCUUGGACACCGGCGAAACAGCAGCAGCAGCUCCACUGGCGGACUUACUGGAUCCGGUAAAACCCUGUCCAUGGAGAACAUUCAGUCUCUAAAUGCUGCCUAUGCUACAGGCGGUCCUAUGUACUUCACUGACACAGUUGACGACCCGGUCGGCAUUGGGAGCCUGGGCAGUGGGCUGAACCCCUCGCUUCCCAAAAGCACCAUGACCCUGGGCAGGGCUGGGGCCAGGGUGCCCUACGGAAUCAGGGCGGCCAUCAUGGGGAGCAGUCCUAAUAUAAACACUGGAGGAGGAGGGGGAGGUGGUGGAGCGGUUAUACCCAGUGAUGCGAUUGCGUUUGGUGGGGAGAUGCAAAACCAGCUUUCACAGGCGGCUACUGUGCCCCACUCCAUGAGACAGGUGAGAGACGGUGCAAUGUCAGACCUACAGACACAGUUAAGAGAAGUGCUGAGAGAGAACGAACUACUACGCAGAGAACUGGAGGCUAAAGAAUCGAAGUUGAGCUCCUCUAUGAACUCCAUUAAGACGUUUUGGAGCCCAGAGCUGAAGAAAGAGAGGGCGCUGAGGAAGGAUGAAGCCACAAAGAUGGCCGUGUGGAAGGAACAGUACAGAGUGGUACAGGAGGAAACACAGCAUCUUCAAUGCAACAUCCAGGCUUUACAAGACGAGCUCAGAAUCCAGCGAGAUCUAAACCAGCUCUUCCAGUCCGACUACUCAGAGUCCGGUCACCUCGGAAACCAGGGCAUCCCCCCUCAGGAAAUGACAGAGGAGAACUUCUUGCGUCUCCACGGCGAGUACGAGCGUCAGGUCAAAGAGCUCUUCCUACUAAGGAAGACUGUGGAAGAAAUGGAGCUGAGGAUAGACACACAGAAACACACACUAACCGCCAGGGAUGAAUCCAUAAAGAAGUUACUGGAAAUGUUGCAGAGUAAAGGCCUGUCGUCACGGGCAACCGAGGAGGACCAUGAACGAACGAGGCGACUGGCCGAUGCUGAGAUGACGAUCCACCAACUGGAGGGCCUACUGGAGCAAAAAGACAAGGAGAUGCUACAACUCAGAGAGGAGCUACACAGGAGAUACGAAGCAGCUCCAGAAUCGACCAAGACCAAGGCUUUGCAGACAGUCAUCGAAAUGAAGGAUGCGAAGAUCAGCUCACUGGAGCGCGGCAUGAGAGAGCUAGAGGAGGAGGUGAACAUGCUCAAGUCCAAUGGUGCUCUGAGCAGCGAGGAGCGGGAGGAGGAGAUCAAACAGAUGGAGGUCUACCGAUCCCACUCCAAGUUCAUGAAGAACAAGGUUGAGCAGCUGAAGGAAGAGCUAACUCACAGCCAAUCAGAGAAGGAGGAGCUAAGGCAACGAGCCAAUGAGCUUCAGCAGGAGUUGUCUGCAAUGGAACAGGCAAAGCAGGACCUGAGUCGUAAGGACAGCGAGCUGUUGGCUUUCAGGACCAAACUGGAAACUCUGAACAAUCAGUUUUCUGACAGUAAGCAACACGUGGACGUACUCAAGGAGUCACUUACUGCCAAGGAACAGCGAGCCGCUAUACUGCAGACUGAGGUGGAUGCGCUGCGUCUGCGUCUCGAGGAAAAGGAGUCUCUCCUCUCUAAAAAGAGUCAGCAGAUAUCAGAGUUGACAGAGGAGAAAAGUACUCAGCAUGGAGAGAUCAGCGACCUCAAAGACAUGCUGGAUGUCAAGGAACGCAAAGUCAACGUGCUGCAGAAGAAGAUAGAGAACCUCCAAGAUCAGUUGAGGGAUAAAGAGAAGCAGCUGGGCGGUCUGAAAGACAGAGUCAAGUCUUUACAGACAGACACGUCAAACACCGACACAGCACUGGGAACACUGGAGGAGGCUCUGGCUGAGAAGGAGCGAAUCAUCGAGCGGUUGAAGGAGCAACGUGAGAGGGAGGAGAGAGAAAAGGGAGAGGAGAUGGAGUCCAGCAAGAAGGAGCUGAAGGAAUUGAGGGAGAAAGUCUCCCAGCUGCAGGCUGACCUGGCUGACCGUGAGACUUCUGUGUUGGAUCUGAAGGAGAAGGCUUCUUCUCUGGCUUCCUCCACUCUGAAGAAGGACAGCAGGCUGAAGAGUCUGGAGAUCAGCCUGGAGCAGAAGAGAGAGGAGUGUGUCAAACUAGAAAAUCAACUCAAGAAGGCUCAGAGUGCAGCAGCAGAUUCCCAGGCCAGCACUGAACUCUCCGAACGCAUCUCCUGCCUGGAGCAGGAAGUGACCCAGCACAAGGAGGAAGCUGGGAAGGCCCAGUCCGAGGUGGAACGACUUCUGGAGAUCCUGAGGGAGAUGGAGAAUGAAAAGAAUGACAAGGAGAAAAAGAUUCACGAAUUGGAGAGGCAGAUGAAGGACCAGUCAAAGAAGGUGGCCAACAUGAAACACAAGGAGCAGGUGGAGAAGAGCAAGAAUGCCCAGAUGAUGGAGGAUGCCAAGAAGAGAGAGGACAAUCUGAACGAAAGCUCCCAGCAGAUAAAGGACGCCCUACGUCAGAAGGAGGAGCGCAUUGAGGAGCUGGAGGAGGCGUUGAGGGAAAGCGUUCAGAUCACAGCGGAGAGGGAGGUGGUGCUUGCCCAGGAGGAGCAGGCACGCACACAGUCCGAUAAACAGGUGGAAGACCUGCUGGUUGCCAUGGAGAAGGUGAAACAGGAACUGGAGGUGAUGAAAGCCAAGCUGUCAUCAACUCAACUUUCACUGGCUGAGAAGGAAGGUCACCUGACCGCUCUGCGGGCAGAGAGGCGGAAGCACCUGGAGGAGGUCCUGGAGAUGAAGCAAGAGGCGCUGCUGGCAGCCAUAAGUGAGAAAGAUGCAAACAUUGCCCUGCUAGAGCUCUCCUCAUCCAAGAAGAAGAAAACCCAGGACGAGGUGGCAGCUCUCAAGAGGGAGAAGGAUAGUCUGGUUCAUCAGCUCAAACAGCAGACUCAAAACCGGAUGAAGCUGAUGGCAGACAACUAUGAGGACGACCACCUUAAAGUCUCCUCUCCAAACUCAGAGCAGCCCAACAAUCACAAGCCCUCCCCGGACCAGAUUCUCUCUCCUCUCCUGGAUCUCAACCAGAAUCGCAGCAAACUGAAGCUGUACAUCAGUCACCUGACCUCGCUGUGUCAGGAGCGAGACCCAAUCAUAUUGCAGGACUUCGCCCCGCCCCCCGCCUAUCACCGCUCUGACUCCGCCUCCUGGCAUACGCAGCUGCACAGCAUGACGCAGGAACAGUUGGAGGCGGAGUUAGCGCUGUGCGAGAGGGAGGGGGCGGAGCUCCAGGAGUACGCCAAUCAGGUCCUGCAGCAGAUCGCCGACAGAUGCCCCGACAUUUUGGAACAAGUCGUCAACGCUCUAGAGGACAGCUGCUGACACACAAAUCCACACACAAUGAGAGAAACAUACACAGGCUGACAUAGAUUCAUUAAUUAGCACUCAAGAGUCAGAAAGCAAGCUAACACACUCCAAACAUUUAACAGGACCAUCAGAAGUCUCCAGAAGGCCCCCAUAAUCCCCUGAUACAAAUAAAAUCAGUGUUGAACAAGAGGAUGAAGACUUUCUCUUCCGCCAGCUCUUCUUCACUCAUCUUGUUCCCACAAACGGGAAGGGAAUCUACAAAAAAAUCACACCACUACUGAAAAAUAUUCUUGCACUGUCUUUAGCCGCUGUAAUUUUGAACAAACAGUGCCAGCUAAGGGAAAUAUUGUUCAUUUUUCAGUUACGAGUGCUUUGCUGGCAUACAAGUUAAUUGGAAAUAGUUAAUGUUAGUUGAGAUAUUAAACACGUAUUUCCCUAACUACUUCGAAAAGAAAAGAAGGAACCUUCGCUGCACUUGCCAUCUGCUUCACGGCGGCCAUCUUGUGUCCUUCCAGGCAAUCAGCGUGUUGGAUUUGUAAUCAUGACUUGAUGUAUUUUAUGGGGGGAAAGUAUUUUCAAGCUGUAUAAAAAGGGUGAAAUUGAGUUGAGCUUGCCAGGUUGUUUCUGAUGCCAGACUUACACGCUGUUACCACAUUGUUAUUUGAUUGGUUCAGAUACAAAAGUGUGUUUAUUUCAGCUGCCUUUGAUUCUUUACAUCAUUUGCUGCUAUAUUUUUUACAUUUGGUUUCUAUUUCUUUCCAUUUAUUGUUUUUUCCUACUUUGUUUUGCCUGAUAUCUGAUGAAAAGCCCCAACAUGCAGUAAUCUUGACGUAGAUGUGUAAAUUGUAUAGAGAGAAGUUUAAUUAACAGAAACACAGCGUUCGUCAGAGAAACAUCAGUUCCUUUUCCCAUUAUUGAUGAAAGGCACAAACUACACUAAUAUUUCCCUUUAUUAAAAACACACCAGUAUAGAUGUCCUUUUUAAGAAAAACAUGUUCAGCUAGGGUGUCAAUGCUGAAAUUAGGUUGAGUUCAGAUAAUCCCUCACUUACCCAUGGCAAUCCCUUUAGAAUUAACAUGUCUGAAUUAAUUAUUAAUUUUCCUUUAUUAAAAGGAGGGAGUGAAUAUAAGAUGAUUGCAAUAUAUUUUUUUGCCUUUGGUAAUCUAUAUAAAACACUAAUCUUGUUUAAUUGAAAAUAUUGUCAUGUAUUAGUUGGUAUAUUACAUAAUAUGUCAUCCUUUUUUUUGUGACCUGCAAGUAACCACAGAUUUGUUCCAUAAAACUGUUAUUGGGAACGUGUAUUGUACCUACAUAAAGCUCUGUGUCCACUGGGAUCAUUUUCUCAGAAUCAGUUUCUUGUUCUUGGUGUUUACAGUGGAAAAGGACACUCUGAUGCAUGUUUCCCACAGCGCUGGCAGCCGUAGCAUGAUUUAAACGCUUACAGCACCAAGCACUAGAGGUUCAGAUUGUUUCAACUUCAAUCAAAUGCUCCUCUAACAGGUUUUUUUUAGUAUUAUACUGUACUAAUGAUUAGUGCCGCUCAUCUGACAAGAAAUACCUGGUGGACACAAAGCCUAAAGAUGGGGAUUUACACUGCACACCCAAGUCUUAUACCAUCAAGGCUUUCUGAACAGGCCAAUAAAAAAGGUUUAAUUUUCAGCACCUAAGCUGUGUAUUAAAGACAUGGGUGUAAAUGAGGAGUUUAAUUCCAAAACAGUACUGCUCUGUGAGGAGAAAUCUCAGCCUGAUGUUUGGUGCAUUUGUUCCUCUGAUGUUACCAGUUAGCUAAAAGCUUUCAUGAUCAUGAAGAGUUUGUGUUUGAUAAAGGGUUCUUAUUUUGGAAUGAAACUCCGUCAGAUAUGAGUUUGUGUCGUAAAAUCCAGUUGUUAGUCGUCUGUUUUAUACUGGAUAGUGUUAUGUUCUUGGGAAUGGUGGUGACUGGGACUCACCGUGAGAGAAUAGAAUAAAAUAUGGAUUUAUCUUUACUUUACUGUGAAAGGACAGUCAUUUCAUAUAUCUAAAAGUCGGAUAUUCGACAGGUUUGAGCUGUGUCAGUGGUUCCAAACCUUUUUGACGUGGGACCCCUUAAAAUGGGGCAAUGUCUACUUGUGACCCCUCAUUACAGGUUGUAUCGCCUUAUAUGAGCACUUUAACCAAAGUGGGAUUUUUCUUUCUCAUAUUGUUUGUUUUGAAGGAUUUUUAUAGGCUGGAAAAAGUGAAAGUAUACAAGAUAAAAAAAUAAAAAAUCAAUUAAGAAACAUCUUAGAAAAUAAAUAUAAAUUUGUGUAACAGAAAUAUUCUUUCUUAUACCUUUAAUCGUCUGGUGACCCCUCUGAUUAAUCCUCACUCACAAAUGUUUUUGUUGAUGACUGUGUACAAAUGAUAAAGACAAAGCUUGGAACAUC
Micropterus dolomieu (smallmouth bass) is the source of this 6576-nucleotide messenger RNA. Its product is annotated as ELKS/Rab6-interacting/CAST family member 1-like. Gene Ontology annotation, molecular function: structural constituent of presynaptic active zone. NCBI's taxonomy places the organism in Eukaryota, Metazoa, Chordata, Actinopteri, Centrarchiformes, Centrarchidae. The transcript has 23 exons. The record is from RefSeq and is a predicted model, not a curated record. Gene Ontology annotation, biological process: maintenance of presynaptic active zone structure; regulation of synaptic plasticity; neuromuscular synaptic transmission. The coding region runs from base 734 to 4186 and encodes 1150 amino acids. Gene Ontology annotation, cellular component: cytoskeleton of presynaptic active zone.